GUCUUCUGUAUCUUCCAAGAAAAAAAGAAAAAAAAAAAAGGAAAAGUGGGCUCUUUGAGGUGCUAGGAAUUGACAAACUAAUUUUGGUUAAUGGCUCCUUUGGAUGAGAUCAUCAGAUUGAAAGAGAAAUAUCGCCUUCAUGUUUUAUUAGAUGAGAGUAACCUAUUUGGUGUACUCGGUCAUUCAGGAAAAGGUUGAGAACAUAGAUAUCAUAACUCUGCCAUAGGACGACAUCCAUUACCAACAGAAGGUGGAUUUUGCACCGGAAGUGCAAGGGUCAUUGAUCACUAGAUAUGUGUUGCUGUACAAAUAUAUAUGGGCAUUUAUUAUUUAUUAAAUAAACCAAAUGGUUGAUU
This is a messenger RNA of Rubroshorea leprosula, 356 nucleotides long. NCBI's taxonomy places the organism in Eukaryota, Viridiplantae, Streptophyta, Magnoliopsida, Malvales, Dipterocarpaceae. The record is from the annotation of a GenBank genome assembly.